This is a messenger RNA of Racocetra persica, 317 nucleotides long. NCBI's taxonomy places the organism in Eukaryota, Fungi, Glomeromycota, Glomeromycetes, Diversisporales, Gigasporaceae. The record is from the annotation of a GenBank genome assembly.
AUGAGCAACUUAACUUCCAAAAGAGUCAGACUUGAUAGCAAUAAACUCAAAGAAAAAACCUUUAACUUUGUAGCAGAGUUAAAAACAAAUACAGAAAAGUUGACUGACAAUAUCAAACAACAAGAGAAAAAUAAUACACAAGAAUGCAACUUUCAAAACAAUAAUACAAACAACAAGACAAACUGGGCAGAUGAGAAGAAAGCUCUGAAGCCUCUUCCUCAAACAAGAACAACACAUGAGCUUAGCAUACCUAGUUCCCAAACCAGUAAACCACAAUCUACCCAAAGAGGAAAUCAACUUGCUGAAAACAAACAAUG